AUGGAAUAUAAACAUAAAUCGGGCUCACAAAAGCGGAAGGAAAAAGCUACUGCUUUGGAAAACGACAAAAUCGGUAGUCGUUCGUUAUUUCAAUUCGGAAUCAUUAAAGAAAAAAACAAAACAAAGACAGCCGUAAAUUUUCCUACUUCGGCUGAGUCUCCUGACUGUCCGGUAGGGCUAGAAUUUUCAGAAUCGCACCGAUUGGAUGAAAAUGGAAAUAGCGAUAUCCAAACUCAAAAUAAUGACAGUGUAAAUAUAAUAAAAGAUAAUGAUGCCUCUGUAAACAUAGAAACUGUUGAAAGAUUUGGAUUUGACUUGAAAUUGGAAUCUAUAUUUCCAAAUAUUGCUAUUGCCUUACGAAUCUUUUGUACAAUUCCUGUAACUGUAGCAGAAGCUGAAAGGACAUUCAGCAAGCUGAAGCAAAUAAAAAGUGUGCAGCGGUCAACUAUGAAACAAGAACGAUUGAACGGUCUUGCGACUUUGGCGAUUGAACAUGAUUUGGCAAAGUUAUUGAAUUUUGAUGACGUUAUUAACAAUUUUGCCUUAGCCAAAUCAAGGAGAGUUUGUUUCUAA
Molecule: messenger RNA, 573 nt
Organism: Helobdella robusta
Lineage: Eukaryota; Metazoa; Annelida; Clitellata; Rhynchobdellida; Glossiphoniidae
Exons: 2
Coding region: 1-573 (190 amino acids)
Molecular function (GO): protein dimerization activity
Source: RefSeq, a predicted model, not a curated record